Dipodomys spectabilis (banner-tailed kangaroo rat) is the source of this 829-nucleotide messenger RNA. RefSeq lists its product as uncharacterized. The record is from RefSeq and is a predicted model, not a curated record. Bases 32 to 829 code for a protein of 265 amino acids. The transcript is spliced from 3 exons. NCBI's taxonomy places the organism in Eukaryota, Metazoa, Chordata, Mammalia, Rodentia, Heteromyidae.
AGUGUGUCAGGACGUGGCGGGUGUGUGGAGUAUGUCCAGGACGUGGCGGGUGUGGAGUGUGGCAGGACGUGGCGGGUGUGAGUGUGCCCAGGACGUGGCGGGUGUGUGGAGUAUGUCCAGGACGUGGCGGGUGUGGAGUGUGCCAGGACGUGGCGGGUGUGGAGUGUGGCAGGACGUGGCGGGUGUGGAGUAUGUCCAGGACGUGGCGGGUGUGUGGAGUAUGUCCAGGACGUGGCGGGUGUGUGGAGUAUGUCCAGGACGUGGUGGGUGUGUGGAGUAUGUCCAGGACGUGGCGGGUGUGGAGUAUGUCCAGGACGUGGCGGGUGUGGAGUAUGUCCAGGACGUGGCGGGUGUGGAGUGUGGCAGGACGUGGCGGGUGUGUGGAGUAUGUCCAGGACGUGGCGGGUGUGUGGAGUAUGUCCAGGACGUGGUGGGUGUGGAGUGUGUCCAGGACGUGGCGGGUGUGGAGUAUGUCCAGGACGUGGCGGGUGUGGAGUGUGCCAGGACGUGGCGGGUGUGGAGUAUGUCCAGGACAUGGCGGGUGUGGAGUAUGUCCAGGACGUGGCGGGUGUGGAGUGUGGCAGGACGUGGCGGGUGUGAGUGUGUCCAGGACGUGGCGGGUGUGGAGUGUGGCAGGACAUGGCGGGUGUGGAGUGUGCCAGGACGUGGCGGCCAGACGAAGUGCUGGCAGGACGGCCCUGCCUGGCAGGCACCCCCGCAUCAUUCGGGGCCUUGUGAGAGCGCCGGGCACAUAGGAAUGCUCUGCGCCAGGCAUGGGACCGGUGCCAGCUGGGAGGCCCGCCACUACGGCAUGGAGACAGUGCCCUGA